UGUCACCUGACACCCAAGCGCUUGGGACUCAGAAAAUGCAAGCGCCGCGGAAACCAGCGCCUCGCCAGGCACGACCUGCCCAACGAUAUUUCCCUGGAAAGGCCCCAAAGGGUGCUCAAGAAGUCUCUGAAUCAGAGUCUGAUGAAGAACAGAAACUCAGUGAGGCCCAGCUGGAAUCUGGCAGUGUUCCCAUUGCUGGAGACAUCGAGAAUCUGGAAGAUGGAGGCCGCCUAGGGAUAUCUGCAAAGGAGAAGCCUUCUGGUCUUGCAAGGGGAAUUAAUGUUGCCCUGAGGAAUGUCAAUGUAACUGAAGCUGGUAGAGUCAUCGUAGAUGGACGGGAAGAGUCUGGAAGGACAAAGAUGGAACAAUUGUCGGAGGAUGAGUCUGGACAGGAUGAAGCCGGGGCAGACGACGCAGAGGAGACUUCAAGUAGUGAGGAUGAGUCGGAGGAAGAAGAGGAGGAAACUUCACUCGCAUUUCGGCCAAUGUUUGUGCCGAAACGGGCGCGAGCUACUCUCCAAGAGAGGGACGCGGCCGUAGAGAACAUGGAUGAAGCUGAGGCAAGACGCGAGGAAGAGGCGGCGCGGAGGAAGAAAGAGAGUCAUGAUCUUGUUGCCGAGAGCAUUAUUCGGGAACUUGCUGAUAAGGAAUCCAAGGAGACCGUUCCGGAUGUGGAUGAUACCGACGGUCUUGAUCCCACAUUGGAGUUUGAAGAAUGGCGACUCCGGGAGCUCAGCCGGAUAAAGCGCGAUAAGGAGGCCCAGCUCAGGAGGGAAGAAGAGCGGGAAGGGUCGAAAGACGGCGUGCCUGAAGAUGUAGAACGCGCAGAGAAGUCGCGGACGGAGAAACCCAAAGGGAAACAGAAGUUUCUUCAGAAGUACUAUCAUAAAGGUGCUUUUCACCAGGAUGUAGAAAUUCUCAAGCGACAUGACUUCACCGAAGCCACCGAGUCAACACUUGAUAUGUCAAUAUUGCCCAAAGUCAUGCAAGUCAAGAAUUUCGGCAAGCGUAGCCAAACCAAAUAUACGCAUCUUUUGGACCAAGAUACCACCAAGGACACUGGCGGGUUCGGUGGUGUUGGACAGCUUGGGAAACCUGGUUUGACCUGUUUCAAUUGUGGCGGGGUCCAUUUGCGUCGUGACUGCCCUCACGCUGACAACGCGCAGUCGGGCCGCCCGGGAUUUGGAACCGGAGCCAAUGGGGCUCAUCCAUCAGCUAGACCUGGCAAACAGUGGGGUGUGCGGAAGGAGGAUGAAUCAUUGGCUCCUGCGGGUCCGAGACAGUGGAGAGAUCGUCCGGAAGACGAUAACUAUCGACGGUCAAGAGAGGAGGAUGACAGAGAUCGGGGUUGGAACCGGAAUCGAGAUAGUCGUUGGGACGAGCGUGAUCGGGAUAGAAGGCGAAGACGAUCUUAUUCGAGAUCUGUGUCACCACGGCCGCGAUACUCAUCGCACCGGGCCCGUGAACGGUCAGGAAGCAUCGAACGAUCAGAUAAACGUAGGAGAAGAGACUAACAGUUGUUGGUCCAACCAUACAUAAUUUAUUCCCUAGUAUGCUAAUGUCAGUCAAUGUACUUCUCUGCACCCCAACGAUGUCCAUUUUUUGUUUGAAGUUGUCUUUGCAAAUGGACCCCGUUCUGGUCAACCAGUAUUCUUACGCGGUGUUUGACCUCUAAAUACAUGAUAUCGCACCAUCACAAACCCAGUUACCAAUAUUCCUUAGAGACAUGGAGUUCUCAUUAGUAAUAAUGUGUAGCUAAUAUAC
This is a messenger RNA of Cantharellus anzutake, 1764 nucleotides long. Its product is annotated as splicing factor, Prp19-binding domain-containing protein. Gene Ontology annotation, biological process: mRNA splicing, via spliceosome. Gene Ontology annotation, cellular component: U2-type spliceosomal complex. The transcript has 8 exons. The record is from RefSeq and is a predicted model, not a curated record. The coding region runs from base 36 to 1514 and encodes 492 amino acids. Lineage: Eukaryota; Fungi; Basidiomycota; Agaricomycetes; Cantharellales; Hydnaceae. Gene Ontology annotation, molecular function: RNA binding.